Messenger RNA from Pygocentrus nattereri (red-bellied piranha), 2995 nucleotides. It is a transcript of the gene samm50l, whose product is annotated as sorting and assembly machinery component 50 homolog, like. Lineage: Eukaryota; Metazoa; Chordata; Actinopteri; Characiformes; Serrasalmidae. Gene Ontology annotation, cellular component: SAM complex; outer membrane. Gene Ontology annotation, biological process: mitochondrial respiratory chain complex assembly; protein insertion into mitochondrial outer membrane. The record is from RefSeq and is a predicted model, not a curated record. The transcript has 15 exons. Bases 161 to 1570 code for a protein of 469 amino acids.
AGCGGGGAUCUACGACAAGGGCUGAGUGUCAUGGCGUUUUCCUUGAAGUGGGAUUGGGUUCGGUACUGAAUGCUGAAUAACGAGACCACCAGCAGCCUCUGCUCGGCGGCCCUGACCCACCACAGCUCACAUAAAGGAGUUAAAGCGGGAACACGUGAACAUGGGGACGGUCCACGCGAGGAGUAUGGACCCUCUUCCGAUGCACGGGCGCGACCUGGGCGUCAACCCAGAUGACUUGGAAGUGGUGGAGGCAGAGCAAGAAACCAAGAAAGAGAUCCUGGAAAAUAAAGAUGUUGUUGUACAGCAUGUCAACAUUGAAGGCUUAGGAAGAACUAAAGAGGAUUAUUUGGGCUAUGAGAUCUCUGAUGUCUUCAAUGCCAAAAACCUCAUCGAUGUGAUGAAGAAAUCACAUGAAGCCAGACAGAAGCUGCUCCGCCUGGGCAUAUUCAAGGAAGUGGAGGUCCUCAUUGACAUCUCAGAAGGAGAUGACGCCCUGCCCAAUGGCCUGGAUGUGACGUUUGAGGUGACAGAGCUGAAGAGAGUGACUGGCAGUUAUAACACCAUGGUUGGAAACAAUGAGGGCAGCAUGGUGCUUGGCAUUAAGCUCCCCAACAUGUUUGGUCGUGGGGAGAAGCUCACUUUCCAGUUCUCAUACGGGACUAAGGAGACCUCAUACGGCUUGUCUUUCUUUAAACCUCAGCCAGGCUACUACGAGCGCAAUUUCACGCUAAACUUAUACAAAGUGACUGGCCAGUUUCCAUGGAGCUCGCUGAAGGAGACGGACAGAGGAGUUUCCACAGAACUCAGUUUCCCGCUGUGGAUGACCGAUCACACCCUGAAGUGGGAGGGCGUGUGGCGGGAGCUGGGCUGUCUUGCUCGCAGUGCCUCCUUCGCUGUACGAGAAGAAAGUGGCCACACUCUCAAAUCUGCUCUCUCACACGCCAUGGUACUAGACACCAGGAACUCUGCCAUCCUUCCAAGAAAAGGUGCCUUACUGCGGAUCAACCAGGAGCUGGCGGGUUACACAGGGGGCGAUGCCAGCUUUCUAAAGGAGGACUUUGAGCUGCAGCUGAACAGACCGUUCCUCUGGGGCUCUGUGCUCUCUGCAUCUCUAUGGGGAGGAAUGAUCUUUCCUGUAGGUGGUCGACCGACCUCAAUUGCUGACAGGUUUUACUUGGGUGGUCCAACCAGUGUGAGAGGAUUUGGCAUGUACAGUAUUGGCCCUCAAAAUGAAGGUGACUAUCUGGGUGGAGAGGCAUACUGGGCCAGUGGGCUCCAUCUGUAUACACCCCUUCCAUUCCGGUCCACUCGGGGCGGCCUUGCUGACCUCUUCAGAACACACUUCUUCCUGAAUGCUGGCAACCUCUGCAAUCUUGACUACGGGGAGGGUCCACAUGCACACCUGCAGAAGCUAGCAGAAUGCAUCCGCUGGUCCUACGGGGCAGGCAUCAUACUUCGGCUGGGGAACAUCGCAAGAUUAGAGCUAAAUUAUUGUAUUCCCAUGGGUGUCCAGAGUGGAGACAGGAUAUGUGACGGCGUGCAGUUUGGAGCGGGGAUCCGUUUCCUGUGAUGUCCUCAGCUGCUGCUCUGGUUCUGAAGCCAAGUGUUGUGGGAUAGGAGGCAAGCCGUGUGUAGUAUGCUAGAAUGUGAGGAUCCCUCCUGCAUGCACAAUUUGAGGGGCUCUACCUUCUUCGUCUAAGGACACAAGAUGACCUCACAGUUCUUGGUUUCCUAACAUACCUUUCAGAUUGGACUUUAAGGUGAUAAGAGGUGAAUAGAUAGUAACCGGCGUUAUCUACAGGCCGUCAGAUCCGUUAUGUCUUUGAGGGAUGUGCUUGCACUUUUUUGUUGUUGUAAAGCGCCUGAGAUUCCGUUAUAUUCAGUUCUUUUUUUCCUGUUCUUCACCAAUAUUAUAUCAGCCAUAGUUGGCUCCAUCGUCCCUGUUACAUACACUACAUUAGUCGUGUUGAAACCCACCUAUCGGGUACUGACAGUUGAACGCGUAGACGGAGAGUAUUAAGGGAGACGAGGGACUGUCGCACUUUGACCACGUUCACGUUACAAGCCUCGUUGCUCAAAUCCGAUCUCUCUGGCACGAUGGUUCACACAACGUCACGUGAAUGAACCACAUGCAUCAUCAGCACAAACUGAUGGUCAGAACGAGCUUCGCUGAGAAGAUCAUUAACUCUGAUCAGCUCUCAGCCUCAUUAUUAGAGCGAGAUGAAGACGAACAAGGUGAGGUGUUUCUUUUCCACCAUUAGCAGGCUUUAACUUCUGUUCGGUGCUGCUGCCAGAGUAACGCUGAAUGAUGGCGCACGUGCAGUGGGGAAGAAGCACAUGAAUUCCGAUCUGAGCAUCACAUUAAGGUCACACAGCCAUGAAUCGAAUACAUAUCCAGUCUAGGACCACAUAUGAAAGUGGCUCAGGUCGGAUUUGAAAAGAUCAGAUUUGCGUCCACACAGCCCUGGAAACAUCAGAUCUGAGUCACAUUCAUGCAAAAAAUUGGAUUUGUGCCACUUUAACUUGGUAAUGUGAACGUAGCCUUUCCAAACCUACUGCAGUUCUCCUGUAGUCAUGUGUUCCUGCGAGUUAAUGGAAACACCUUUUUCCUUGUGAGUGAAGUGGUCCACUCUUCUCAUGCCACACUACAUAUGAGUUGACUUAGGCUGACUUCAGUACAGACGUCCAGAGAGGCCAUAAGGUAAUUAUUUUGUGAAUUAUUUUGUGAACGAAGUUGUUCUCUUGAGAUCGUAAGACACUUAUCUCAAUAUAGCAAUCCAGAAAAUUGUAGCAACAGCUUAUGGCCUCUCCAGACGUCCGUAUUUUAGUCUUAUCGGUCAAGAGUUUUUCUUUUUCUUCUGUAGCCUUUAUGGGAUGGAGUUCAAAGCCCUAUUGGAAAUCCACCAGCAGUGCUCUUAUUGUAAGUCCUCUUUUUAAUGUCAGAACUCUGAUUAUAUUGUUUUGUGCACAGGAAUAAAAUACUUUUGUUCCCUGA